GUGCCAACAUACAGCGGAUACGGGGAUUUGCUCAGCGCCCGAGACUACCUUGACUCUCUGUCACGUUAUCAGAGAGCAAUGGGCUUGGACGAUCAGGAGGUGCUCGGGCGCGUUGUCCCGGCUGCACUGACUGAUACGGCGGCGAGGUGGUAUCGGCUUGCCGGCUACCGAGCAGCAACCCUCGAGGAGUUCCGCGCGGCCUUUCUGCGCGAAUUCCUACCCGCUGACUACGAGAGUAGGAUGCGGCGAGAGCUCGAGCUCCGUACACAAGCUCCUGAUGAGUCGCUUCAGGAAUACGUACGCGCGAUGGAUGACCUUUUCUCUAUCGCUGAGCCCCGAGCCUCGAACGAGGAACGCGUCGAACGGGUGAUUCGGCAGGCACAUCCGACCUUUUCGGCGUACCUGCGCGGCGGUCGCUUCCGCGAUUUGGAGGAGCUGGCCGCCGAGGCAAAGCGCAUUCAAGGCGACCUUCUCGCCGCGCGCGCCUAUCGCCCGCCGCCGCCAGCCAGCGAUGCCCUUGAGCCGCGCUGCGCCUGGCGAGGGGCUGUGCCCCAACAAAAGUCACAUGGCGCUGCCUUUGCGGCUGCCAGUGGCUGCGCCCUUGACCAAGCUCUUGGACGGCCGGGUGCACUGCUGAAGCCUCGCAGCAUGCUCAUCCUGGACUCCUUCCGCGGCCACAUCACAGAUCGAGUGAAGGAAGCAGUAGUGGACUCUGGAUGUGAGCUGGUCAUCAUUCCGGGCGGACUGACACUUAUUCUCCAGCCACUAGACGUGGCGCUCAAUAAGCAAUUCAAAGACCGCAUGUGCGCGUUCUGCAACGAAUAG
Molecule: messenger RNA, 825 nt
Organism: Rhipicephalus sanguineus (brown dog tick)
Lineage: Eukaryota; Metazoa; Arthropoda; Arachnida; Ixodida; Ixodidae
Exons: 3
Molecular function (GO): nucleic acid binding
Source: RefSeq, a predicted model, not a curated record